Ogataea haglerorum is the source of this 1608-nucleotide messenger RNA. RefSeq lists its product as uncharacterized. The coding region runs from base 1 to 1608 and encodes 535 amino acids. The record is from RefSeq and is a predicted model, not a curated record. The transcript has a single exon. Gene Ontology annotation, cellular component: endoplasmic reticulum membrane. Gene Ontology annotation, biological process: maintenance of protein localization in endoplasmic reticulum. NCBI's taxonomy places the organism in Eukaryota, Fungi, Ascomycota, Pichiomycetes, Pichiales, Pichiaceae.
AUGAGAAGACGACUUGGGAGCUCUCCAAGCGCCAAGCCGCCCUCUGCAGACCACCUCCAGCAACCGGCAUGCGAGACACAGCUGGGAAGCGGAACCGAGUUCCAUAAACCGUCCAAUUUCACGCUAUGGCGAUUGCUGCUCACGGAGUUGAACAUAUACAAAGACGACCAGACAGACAAGCCAAAAAUACCCGAUGCAGAGGACGCGGCAGUGAAUUCAGAGCUGCUUCUGAAUUUCGUGAAGCUGCCUGUGUUUCUGGAAAAGUUCAUGUGUUUUGGACUGGUCUACUGCGUGAUUGUCUUCCUCAAACAGAUAACGGUGGUGCCCUUGCGCUUUGCGCUUCAUACGUACCAUCUGAUCAGGUCGUGCUUCACAAACAGAAACAGCUUGACGCUGCGUUCGGACCGAACCAAGAACGACUUUGUGUCGAUGGUGCUCAUCCUGUCCAGUCUGGUUCUGCUGCGGAAUUUGGACUCCAGCAAGAUGUACCACAACAUUCGUGCCGGAACCGCUGUGAAACUGUAUUUCAUGGUGGGAGUUCUUGAAAUCGCCGACAAGCUGCUUAGCGCAAUCGGCCAAGACAUCAUCAAGGUAGUAUACUUCAUUCCGGUCGCCACGUCGCGAAAUACGCUCUCCAGGUUCCUUGGGAUCAGUGCAGUCAGUGUCUGCUACUUGACCCUGCACUCCUACGUUUUGGCGUACCAGGUGAUGGCCCUCAACGUCGCCAUCAACUCGUACUCUAACGCGCUUCUCACGCUAAUUUUGUCCAACCAGUUUGCUGAGCUGAAAAGCUCCGUUUUCAAGAGAUCUGAAAGAGAAGGCCUGUUUCAGGUUUCGUGCGCAGAUUUGAACGAAAGGUUUCAGAUGUUGGUGAUGCUAUUUAUUAUCUCGUCGCGCAACUUGUACCAGCUCUACACAAACACGUCGGCCACCGCUCUAUUUGAUAACCUGAGACCCAACUCGUGGUACAGCCAUGUCACGUUCUCUACCACCCUCAACAACUGGAUCGGCUUGCUGAUGGGCCCUAUGUUCACUGUGAUCGGCUCCGAACUGCUCGUGGACUGGCUCAAACACGCCUACAUUACCAAGUUCAACAGGAUAAAACCUGCCAUCUACAACAAGUACACCCGAGUGUUUGCGGGUGACUACGUCAGCAGCUUUCGGUCCAACCUGACAGCGUUGGACGAGUACCCGGAAACGCUGAUCAAGAGAACCGGACUGCCUGUGUACACCCUCGCGAUCGUGUUCAUCAAGAUGUGCGUGUAUCCGUGGAUGAAACGUUUCAUAUACAACGAGAGCACCGAGUCCUUCAGCUUUAUAGGACUGCUUCUGUCCAUUCUAAUUUUUUCCCUCCUCACAGUUGUUCGCUUGGUCCUAUCGCUGGGCCUGCUUCGCUGGUCCAAUCGUAUACUUCGUGCGAAGCCUGCAAAACAGGACUUUGUCAAAGGCGACCCGAACGUGACCCUCACAGACGUCAAGGGCCAGCGGACGCAGCUCUACGACUCACAUGAACAGAUGCCGCCUUCUCUUGAAGAAGUGAGGUCGACAAAAAAAGAACGGCUCGAUUCCGUUGUCAGAUUCGAAAUGGUCGAUAAGAGAAUCUGGUGA